Manduca sexta (tobacco hornworm) is the source of this 1275-nucleotide messenger RNA. RefSeq names its product proline-rich extensin-like protein EPR1 (gene TwdlE). The transcript is spliced from 3 exons. Lineage: Eukaryota; Metazoa; Arthropoda; Insecta; Lepidoptera; Sphingidae. Bases 16 to 774 code for a protein of 252 amino acids. The record is from RefSeq and is a predicted model, not a curated record.
AUGUCAAGUGACUAGAUGCCCCUUUUGCCGACGACCGGCGCGUUUGAUGAACCUCCAGUAGGGGGACAGCGCGCUAGCACCAUCACAUUGCGCAAGGUAUUUGAACCAUCGAAAGUGCCCCCUCCCCCGGAUAUGGAGCGUACAUCUGUUAUAAACACAGGUGGCGUCUGGUCAAUGGACACUACACUGUCUAAGCCAGCGUUACAGCCAGUGCUCAGGAUGUGUGACAAAGUGGUAUUAAAGUCGUUAUUGAUGGUCGCGGCAGUGACCUGCGUGGUAGCGCGUCCCGAGCCGCCCUCGUCGUACGGCCCUCCGUCCACCUCAUACGGAACACCCUCGGACUCUUACGGCCCGCCAGCUCCUCAGUACGGCCCGCCGCAACAACCUAUUGUGCAUAAACACGUGUACGUGCAUGUUCCACCCCCUGACAAUGAAUUGCCAGCGCCUCGCAAACCUAUAUAUGUGCCGCCUCCACAAAAACACUACAAGAUAGUGUUCAUUAAGGCACCUACCCCACCCACUCCCACCGCACCCAUUAUUCCUGUUCAGCCUCAAAAUGAGGAGAAGACCCUCGUCUACGUAUUGGUUAAGAAGCCUGAAGAACAACCAGAGAUUGUGAUCCCGACUCCAGCGCCCACACAACCUUCCAAACCAGAAGUUUAUUUCAUCAGAUACAAAACCCAGAAACAAGAAGGAUACCCAGCAGCGGCCCCACCGGCGCCAGAAUACGGCCCACCCGCUUCAGCCCCGUCGUCUGAAUAUGGCGCCCCAUAAGUCUGCGAUUUUAUCGACCUCACCACCAAAAAAAACAGAACUGUGAAAUGCCACUCUCUCAGAUAAUUACCAAAAAUCAUUAGAUAAGUACAAAUUAUUUUUAAGUCUGUCCACGAAGCACAUAAUCAUUUCAUCUAGCCUUCUUCAGAGAUAUCUUUUUAUUUCAAUAACAGAGGGAAAAUGAUGUAUCGAAAAAGGCUAUUCUAAAAUUUUAAUUAAUAAAUAAUGUCGAAAUCGGUACUGCGAACGAAUGCGCAACUAUUUUAGUGCCAAUUUGUGAGUAGGUAGUGUCUUUAUGGAGAGUCAAAUUUUCUAAUAACUUAUUUGUUGACAUUCAAAUUCCUGUUAGUUUUUCGAUAAAACCCAUUGCAAUGUAAAGCAUUAUGAUGGAAAUGUAAAGCCAACGCGGUUGGUGAACGGGUUUGCUGCGGAACUAAAUAAAAUGAACACUUAUGAUUGUAUAUAUUCUUUGAUACGUAUUUUCAUAUCUGUAAGCCUAAC